Xyrichtys novacula (pearly razorfish) is the source of this 16442-nucleotide messenger RNA. The record is from the annotation of a GenBank genome assembly. Lineage: Eukaryota; Metazoa; Chordata; Actinopteri; Labriformes; Labridae.
GAGGAGGCAGACGGUGUCCGUUCUAUAUACAGUGUGUGAUUGUCACACAAAACAGUAAAGCUUUUUAGUGUUUUGUUUCCUAAAAUUCGUUACCAGAAUAUGUUCUUUAUAUCAAAUUGACCCAGACAUUUUUAUCAUGAAAAAUAUCUGGUAUUUACUGGUUGCGAAUAUAAAUAACAAUAAAAAAGAAUCUAAAAUGAUAUACAGCUUUUACUCUUAAUUGAGUUUAAUCACCUUCAAUUUUUCCCUACAUGAAAAUUAAUGAAUUACUCAAGUUAUGGUUAUUUGACUGUUGAAAGCGUUAAUAAAAAUGUUCAUAUUAUGGACAACACGGAAAUUCCAUCUUGUUUUUCACCUUAUUUUGAAAGUCUUGACAGGAAACGCUGGAGUUCAACCCUUCCAACUUUACGUCUACGCGCAGCGGCAGCAGGAGGGAGCGGCUCUGGUAGAGCGACAUCCACAGAGAGUGUGAAAGAGAGAGAGAGAGAGCAGUGGAGCGGACGGGUGGAUGACUGUGAGUACCGCUUCCUUUCUCUCUUUUCUCUCUUUUCUUUAUUCCUUCGCUUUUUCUUUCUUUUAUCCCUUUCCUCCAUUAUGUUAACUCAGCUUUACCCGGGUCAGAUCUUGACAGGGGCGAAAGCGAAGGGGGACAGGCCGUUGCCGAGUCGAGUCGAGCUGGGUUGGGUUUGCGGAAGCGACCGGCGGACAGACAGACGGACGGACAGACUGGAGCACCGUUAAUGAUAAUACUAUUGAUAUUACACACACAUAGACAGCUGGGUAACAACAUGGCGGGCGUGUGUCUGUCUCUCCGUCUGUUUCACGCCGCAUAGGUCUUUGAGAUCCGGCUUUCAGUUUGUCUCCAGUCUCCCAGGCAGCGGGGCCUCUUGCCAGAACUGGCCGGGUGAGGGGCGUUCAGAGACGGUCACAGAGCUGCGGAACUCCCGCUACUCUGUCGGAGGAAUAAGAGGGGAAGAAACUUAUUACUGACUGCAGAGUUGGGGAGUUCGGAGUCAUUUAUCUGCCUCUUUCUCUGUCUGUCUCCCUGUCUGAAUACCUGUCUGUCUCACUCCAGUCUAUAGACAAGGAUUGGUUUUAUUCCUCUGCUGUUGUACUGUCAGCAACACACACUUAGUUACACACACACUCACACACACCCACACACACUCUGAGUAUUGACAGGCCCCACCUAGUUCUGGUUGACUCAGGGAUCUGUGUGUUUGUGUGUCCAUCUUUCUCCUCCACCAACUUUACUUUAGAAGAUUAACAUCGUGCUGCAUUCAGUGCCAGUUGGAAAAAGCAGAACUACACAAUGAGCAUCAUAAAUUGGGUAAAACACAAGAGUAUCUGAGGAGGGGUUUCAAUCAUUAGAGAACUAAUAGUGUACAGGGAACCGCAUUAAAGCAUAAAAAGUUCAAUCUUGGGAUUCUCACAAUUUUAUGGGUCAAGAAAAAAGGAUCUUUACACCUUAUAACCGUAUUAACCCCUUUGCAUCCCCCAUUCUUUUUUUUCAUGAUGCAAAUGUGCACAACAGACAACAGAUUAAUGAUUCAGAAAUAAGCAGAGUAUUUUAUUAUUUGAGGAUACUCUUUAAAAGAAAUGUGGAUGUUAAAGAAGCCACAUGGUAAAUUUUAUGAAAUUUUCUCAUCUAGUGGAGAAAUAAAAAACAUUUUGUUCUUAAAAGGCACUCUUACGAAGCCUUAUACAGGAAUUUUUCAGGAUCUGCCAUAUUUGUAAUUGCUUAAAAAGACAACUCAGAGACAUCUCUGAAAAGAAACACACAAUAUUGUGCUGUAGAAUUGUGCAUUUUUCUGUGUUUUCAUUUGGUAUCAUUUUGUGGCCCCUCAGAUUGAUGUAUAUCUGAGUCUAUCUGUGUUCAUAUUUAUCAAUAUAACUUAUUACCUUAUCAAAUAAAACAUGUUGUACAAAUCCUGUCACGACCUCUGCCUGACAGUCUGAUGAAGCUCUUUAGUUGAGCUUGUAAUGAUCAUAAGAGGGGCUAUUAUUAGAGGAGUUUUGAUGCAUUAUUAAUACACAAUACAGUGAUUUAGACACUUAUUUGUUCCAGCUUUAUGAUGUAAAUAUUUUCUGCAGUUAACCAUCGUAAUGAUUUCAGCUAAACUUAACCCUUUGGAUGAACACACCUGGAAACUAGAGCACCUUUGGACAUUUUAUAGCUGUUUUCUGGCUUUUAAGACUAAACCAUUCAUUAAAUCUUCUAAAUGGUCUGACAGAUAUAUUCAUGAAAUGAAAAGUUGUAAACUGUAACCAUACAGCUGUUUUAAGUGGGUCUUGAUCUUCUAUAGCUUCUUAGUAGAGCUUGAAAUGUUAGUUUGAUAAGGUCACAAUCUUUGGUUUGGUACUGUUUUGAAUAUAUAAUUGGAAAAAAUUGUCAAGUAAAUCUAAUCAAAAAUCAUUCUUUCUCUGCUUUUUGGUCCCUCUUUGUUGUUGAAAAUUGAAAUUAAAUAUUUUGGACAAACAAAACCAGGAACUCAAACAAUUCUGUUGAGACACAGAUUUAUUUUUUUCCCAAAUGUUUGACUAAAGAAAACCCAGAAAAUAUUACAAAUUGUUCAGUUUACAAACGAAAACUGAAAAUCCUAAUUGGACUAAAAUUGAAACAACAGUGCAGCAAAUUAGCAUGAAACUUCCUCAAUCUAUCUUUAACUUGUUUUGGGUAAACUUAGGUGUAGUUUGCUGUAACAAAGGAGGAAGUUCAAUGAUCAAAGUGCUACUUAUAAAGUCAAAACGUCACAGGUUUUAUUACCAGAGUCUGAAGCUCUACUUACCCUUUGUAGCUCCUUGUUUUGGAUCUGUUGGCAUGAUCAAUACCUCAUUCAAUCUGAGUGUUUUCUUCUAAAAAAGUAGUGAACAGUCAUUUCAAAGAAGCAAAAUGGCUGUAUUCUGUCAGGACGGGGGUGGGGACCAAAAAAGAGCAAAAAGUGAAAAAAUAUUUAUAGACUGAGCUCUGUUUGGGGGCUCAUGUCACCUGUGUCUUCAUAAUGUGAGCUUUUUUUAAAAGAAUUUUAGCAAAAAUUUAACCAAUAACAGCUUAAUAGUAAGGUAGUAAUAUAACAAGGUUAUGUGCCUUUGCUGCCCCGAGGGGCCAUAAAAUGAAUUAGAGCAGAUUUAAAAGUAAAUAUAGAUAUUUGUUUUUGUAUGCUCUGGAUAAAAGAAGAUGACAUCAGUUCAGUUUUUGGUUGAGCCAGAACUUUAAUAUUAAAGGUGAAUAUCCAGGUGCUGGUCCCCCUCAGGUGUAAAAGUGGGAGGAGCCAAAAGAAUGGCCUCUUCGUUUAGAUAAACUUUUAAGAGAGUUGGGUCUUCUACUUUGAGCUCAUCAUCUGGCAGACACAUUUUCUUUUCAUUGGCCUCGCCUGCUUCUUCUUCUUCUUCUUCUCCUUCUUCUCUCUCCCCUCUCUGACUUCCGUGAAUCUCUGAACUCGUCCUGACUUGUUGCAUCAAGCGUAAGUGAGAGUCAUGAGGUGUUCCUGUUCAGACCUUCAGGCAAUGAAAUCUAAAACUUGUGAUGCAUUCACUUGCUAUAGGAAAGUUAAAACUCCUUCCUUCCUUUUUUUUUUUUUAAACCAGGUCUACUAUUCAUCUUGUGUAACAGGAUUACAGUGGAACACAGAUAUCACAUUAUAAACGCAGAUGUCUUGAAGAAAGACCACCAGCAGCCAAAAAUUUUUAAAACUCUAUAUUGUGGCUGUAGAGCUUGGACUACUUCAUUGUUUGUUUAAGUUAUUUUUAGUAAGGUGUUAAAUCUUUAUUCUAGGACGUUUGAGAUGUCUAUCAGGGCAUUACAUUGUAUCUCUAGAACAUUAUAGGUGUUCAUUUGGGUGUUAAAUUGGAGUUCCAAAGCACUUAAGUUUUUUUCUUGACGGAGUUAAAAUGUAGUUCUAGAAGACUUAAGGUUUUCAUAGGCUUGUUACAUUGUAGAUCUAUAACAUUUACAGUGUUUUCAGGGUGUUAUGUUGUAGUUAUAGAACAUCUAAGGUGUUUGUAUGGGUGUUACAUAGUGAAUUCGAGAUCAGUUAAGGUGAUUUUUGAGGCGUUGCAUUGUGUUUGCUAGGGUGUUAUAAUGUCAUUCUAGCGAAUUUAAGGUGUUGGCCGGGGGGUGUAACUUUGUUGUUCUAAAACAUCUAAAGUGUUUUUUAAGGCGUUAGAUGGUAAUUCUACUGCCAGAGUGUUACAUUGUAGAACACCAAGUGUUUGAUAUGAUAUUUAUGAUGUGAAGUACCAUAACAUAUUAUAUAACAUUGUAGUUCUUGAAUGUUUUAAGAUGUCUGCCAAAAAGUCACACUGUUCUAUUCAUAUGUUACAGGGUUUGGCCAGGAAGCUACAUUGUAGAUGUAGAAUAUCAAAGUAACUACUAGAAUUAAGUCUUCGUGUGUCUGCUAGAGUGUGUCACUGAGGUUCUAGUAUGUCUAGGGAAUGCUGCAAGUAACUGUUCUAGAAUGUUGCAGUUGUCUGCCAUAUUGUCACAUUGUAGUUCUAGAAUGUUCAACCUGCCUGAGGGAGUGAUACAUUGUAGGUUCUGCGUGUUACACUGUAUGUCUAGAAUGCUUAGCGUGUCUGUUAGAUUGUAAAACUGUAGUCAAUGAACAUUUAGGUUGUGAACCAGAUCGUUACAUUGUUGUUGUUUUUUUACACAGGCACAAAUUUUAGACUGUGCAGAAUGUCUGUCAGCCUGUAACACUAAAAUUAUAUGUCAAGGGCAUCGGAUAGAAAGUUACAUUGUGGUUCUAUAAUGUCAUAACUCUACAUUGUAGUUCUAGAAUGUUGAGGGUUUCUGAAAGAUUGUUUCGUUGUAGUUCUAUAAUGUUAAGGGUGUCCAAUUAAAUGUUACUUUGUGGUUCUAGCACACAUUAGGCAUCUGAUAGAAUUUUACUUUUUAGUUCUAGAACUUUUCUUUGUAGUUCUAGAAUUUUUUUAUGUCUAUGCAAAAAUUUGCAAAGUGUAUUAAUAUCGAAACAUGGAGUCACAAAAUUUAUGACAUUUUAGGCAAGAAAAAGGGUUUUACACAUGCAAAAGAACGAUUCCGGGUUUUUGCUCAUUACUCCCGGCAAAACAAAUAUAUGAUUUUUUAAAACUUUCUUCUCUCUUGUCAACCUAAUUGGACCCAAACUGGGGAUUAUGGGUAAAAUAACAUGGUGGAGACAAAGCUAGUUUAAAAGAUAUGUUAAUGUUUGUUCCCCACAGCACCUGCUUAACCACACACAUCCACACACACUUAUGUCAUCACCAUGGUAACCUUGGCAGACCCUUAUUAACAGAGAUGAGUGUGUGUGUGUGUGUGUGUGUGUGUGUGUGUGUGUGUGUGUGUGUGUCGUCUCCCAUCAUGUUGCUUCUUGUUGCUGCAGUGAUGGUGAGGCAUGAUUGGUAUGCACACACACGCACGCACACACACCCAUCCACACACACACACAUUUAUGUAUAUGGAUACAGACAUAUGAGGGUGCAUAGCAACAGUAACCAGGAAGGAUUCCACAGUUGUGACAUCACCACCAGCUGUGUGAUCAUGUGACUUCUCAGUUUUCAAAAUGCUUCCAGAUGCAUGCUGGGCAACAAUUACCCCCUAGUAAGAGGAUCUGUGUGUAAAUAUGCGUGUGUGUGUGUGUGUGUGUGUGUGUGUGUGUGUGUGUGUGUGUGGAAUUGAUAGUUUAACAGCUCCAGGUGCUGGGCCUAAUAUAAUGUUGUGCUGUCAUUGGCUGUUAGGAAAUGAGGUCUUGAAGUCAACUUAUCAUUACCUUAACCUCUCUCUCUGUCUUCCUCCCAACAGACAGACAGUCAGGAUGCGUGAAUACAAACUGGUUGUUUUAGGAUCAGGAGGAGUCGGCAAGUCAGCUCUGGUAAGUUCUCAGUAAAAGUCACUUCUCUAUCUCUUCUGUCAGCAUCACGGCUUAAUUUACACUCACCGGCCACUUUAUUAGGUACACCUGUCCAACUGCUCGUUAACACUUAAUUUCUAAUCAGCCAAUCACAUGGCGGCAACUUAGUGCAUUUAGGCAUGUAGACAUGGUCAAGACAAUCUCCUGCAGUUCAAACCGAGCAUCAGUAUGGGGAAGAAAGGUGAUUUGAGUGACUUUGAACGUGGCAUGGUUGUUGGUGCCAGAAGGGCUGGUCUGAGUAUUUCAGAAACUGCUGAUCUACUGGGAUUUUCACGCACAACCAUCUCUAGGGUUUACAGAGAAUGGUCCGAAAAAGAAAAAAUAUCCAGUGAGCGGCAGUUCUGUGGGCGGAAAUGCCUUGUUGAUGCCAGAGGUCAGAGGAGAAUGGCCAGACUGGUUCGAGCUGAUAGAAAGGCAACAGUGACUCAAAUAACCACCCGUUACAACCAAGGUAGGCAGAAGAGCAUCUCUGAACGCACAGUACGUCGAACUUUGAGGCAGAUGGGCUACAGCAGCAGAAGACCACGCCGGGUGCCACUCCUUUCAGCUAAGAACAGGAAACUGAGGCUACAAUUUGCACAAGCUCAUCGAAAUUGGACAAUAGAAGAUUGGAAAAACGUUGCCUGGUCUGAUGAGUCUCGAUUUCUGCUGCGACAUUCGGAUGGUAGGGUCAGAAUUUGGCGUCAACAACAUGAAAGCAUGGAUCCAUCCUGCCUUGUAUCAACGGUUCAGGCUGCUGGUGGUGGUGUCAUGGUGUGGGGAAUAUUUUCUUGGCACUCUUUGGGCCCCUUGGUACCAAUUGAGCAUCGUUGCAACGCCACAGCCUACCUGAGUAUUGUUGCUGACCAUGUCCAUCCCUUUAUGACCACAAUGUACCCAACUUCUGAUGGCUACUUUCAGCAGGAUAAUGCGCCAUGUCAUAAAGCUGGAAUCAUCUCAGACUGGUUUCUUGAACAUGACAAUGAGUUCACUGUACUCAAAUGGCCUCCACAGUCACCAGAUCUCAAUCCAAUAGAGCAUCUUUGGGAUGUGGUGGAACGGGAGAUUCGCAUCAUGGAUGUGCAGCCGACAAAUCUGCGGCAACUGUGUGAUGCCAUCGUGUCAAUAUGGACCAAGCUCUCUGAGGAAUGCUUUCAGCACCUUGUUGAAUCUAUGCCACGAAGAAUUGAGGCAGUUCUGAAGGCAAAAGGGGGUCCAACCCGUUACUAGCAUGGUGUACCUAAUAAAGUGGCCGGUGAGUGUAUAUUCAGUGAAAUACACACAAAAUAGCCUCACCUUUGCUCUGUUUAAUACAAUGAACACACUCUGUAGUUUGUUUGACUAGUCACACAAAAACACUUGCCAGAGAGCCAAAUGUCGAUUUGUCCGCAGCUGUUGGUCCCCAACAAACUCACUACACCCCUCUGUUUGUUUGAUUAGAAGCUACAGGAAGCAGCUGCUUUUGCAGAUUUUAGGAGAAUGAAUAUGUUUUGAGUUGAAAGCCACAUUUAAAGUAAGGACAUAUUCACAGAUGUAGAAAUAUAACCAAGACAGAUGCUGGCAAAUGUUAGUUCUUUUUCCACAGUCUCAUAAAACAUACUGAAACUCAAGUUUCAUGUAGACCGAAGUGGGCCUCAACGCAAUAAUGCCAUAUUAAAGGGAUAUUCCGGUGUAAAAUUAAGUUAAGGUCAAACACACCAUCACACCAAGAUAGACACCCCGUCGAGAAAUGAAUGUUGCCGACUGCUUGUUUCUCUAGUUAUACCAACUUUAGUAACGACCACACAAUAGCAAUACACAGCGGUCACAGGAGCCACACGCACACCUCAACCAAAACGCCACUCUAAAGCCACAAAUAAUGCUCAGAACAGCACCUAACUUCAUCAACAGUACAUAUAGGGUCCCUGCUAUGGUACUAGCCACCAAACAUCUUUUUAGCUUUGCCUAAUUUCUUUUGCAAAGAGACUAAACACAACUCAACCACUCUCUUCCAGCAGCUGCUUGUCUGUAGAGAGACCUUGGAUGAGUCCAUCACCGACUGCUGCGGGGUGACGCAGCUCAAGGAAGAACAUUUAUGAUCAAUACUUUAUCAUUUCCUCGAAAUAAUAAUCAUCAUAUUAAUCAUUUUGCACUACAGAUGCAGUAGUUCUUCUGCCUUAGCGUCUUGGUCUAAUUGUAUUUCCAUGAAGAAAUGAUUAUAAAUGUUCUUCCUUGAGCUGCGUCACCCCGCUGCAGUAUUGUGAUGUACUGUGUAGUAUCCUAUCUAAUCGUAUUAUAUCUAAUCGUAUCAUGUCGAAAUAUGUUAUUGUAUCAUAUCAUAAAGUAACCAAUUAUAUUGUAUUGUAUCAUACUGAAUCAUAUCAUAUUGUACUGUAUCAAUACGAUGGUGUGGUAUGGUGUAGCCUCCUUCAGUAUUAAAUUGUACUAUACUGUACCCUAUCAUAUUUUAUUGAAUCAUUCAGUUGUGUUAUGAGGUAUAGUUCCGUACCAUACCAGUGGGUUACCCUGCAUCUGUGUCACUGAAAAAAGACAGCUCAGGACUUUUUAGUCUGGACUUUUCAGUCAAAAUAUGAGCAUUUGUGCUGCAGAGAAAGAGUUUGUCGAUACCUUGGUGUUUGUAAUGAAUUUAAACCUCAAACUUAUUGGAGUAAAAGGAGGAGAAGAAAAUUACUCAGAAGGACAGGAAUAAAGACACAUAAUUUUCCUGAUGAAUCCUUCUGUGUGACACACACACACACACACACACACACACACACACACACACACACACACACACACACACACACACACACACACACACACACACACACACACACACACAGAGUGGUGUAAGUCUUGUUACAAUGAAGUGCUUUACUCCAAUGAUAUAAUGGAGAUGUGUCAGUGUGUCACAUUAAUUCCAUUCUAAUGACUUUCAAUAGAGAACAGAACAGAGCUCCAUUAACACCACUGGCCUACUUCUAUUUAUCCCUUUGCCUGUCUCACUGUCUCUCUGUCUCACUGUGUCUCUGUCUCACUGUGCCUCUGUCUCACUGUGUCUCUGCAGACUGUCCAGUUUGUUCAGGGAAUCUUUGUGGAGAAGUACGACCCCACGAUAGAGGACUCCUACAGGAAGGUGAGACAGCUGCAGGAGGGAAAGGAAAUUUAGAAGAUGAUUCCUGUGAGAAAAAGGGAAAAUAAGAAGAAUCAUAAUAUUGUUCAUCGGAUGGAGAGAUAAAAAGUCUGAAUUGUCAGAAAAUAUGUCCAAAUUGUGUCAUUCAUGUCAGUAAGGAAAAAAAAAAUCUCAAAUAGAUUAUGAACUGUAAAUUAUUGAGAAUAAUUGAAAAACUUUUAACAUAAAGGUCAAAACGGUUUAAAGCCAUGUUUAAAUGUGAGUUUUAGGUGUAUGGUAGGUCAAACAUGAGACAAAUACUCAGAAUACACAAUUUUGGAUAUCAUUGACAUCUGAAAUGCUGAUAUUUUCAGUCUCAUUUUAGCUGAUACAGAAAUAAACAGAUCGUUAUUUUUAAUUGUCGUGUUUCGCCUGAAGUAGAACUACAUGUCACUUGUCUUUUUGUUUUAGGACCUGAAUAAAACAGGACAAAAAGCAUUUGAUUUAACCAUAAAUGAAUAAUAGGUCCGUUUCCAACUUCAAAGUACUUCCAUACUUCCAUAUAUGUGAAGGCUGUCAUUGUCAUGCUAAUUAUAUUGUGCAUUCUAAGUUUUUCUCUGAGAGUGAUGACAAAUUAUGAAGUUUUUUUUGUGUAAUUAUGACAUAAGGAUCUGUUCAACUCUCUUUCCAGCAAGUUGAAGUGGAUGGACAGCAAUGUAUGUUGGAGAUCCUGGACACAGCAGGAACAGUAAGAUCUUUUAACCCCGUCCUUCUCCCUCCUUGACAGACACCUAGACACCUUUCAUGUCAGGAAACAGAUUUUGUCUGUGUUUAACCUGUGUGUGUGUGCCUGUGUGUGUUCAGGAGCAGUUCACAGCGAUGAGGGACCUGUACAUGAAGAAUGGUCAGGGUUUCGCCCUGGUUUACUCCAUCACGGCUCAGUCCACUUUCAACGACCUACAGGAUCUCAGAGAGCAGAUCCUCAGAGUGAAGGACACUGAGGAUGUAUGGAACACAUACACACACACACACACACACACACACACACACACACACACACACACACACACACACACACACACACACACACUUGAACAUUAAAUGCUCAAUGUCCUGGAGGUCAGGGUUUGGGAAGGAAAAAAAAGGUCCUCAAGGGAGUUUAAGGAUUUUCUCUUUGCUGCCCCUGCUGGUUGAAGGUUGUGCAGGCUGCAGGAUGAGGCAGCUUGUAGUGAUAAGUAAAACGACACCUGAGCAGCACUUUGCACUAAUGUAUCUAUGCUGUACAUUAAGAGCUCUGUGGUGCCUUGGACAUGCUGUACUGCGGUCGUUUCUUACCUCAUGAAUCUAGAUUAUGUAAAGAGAUUUAAAAAAACCACAAUUUCAUUUAUUCUUUUUUGGUUUAUUUAAUAAUUAGUUCCUAAACUAAAGAAAUUGGUGGAAAAUGUCUGUCAAAGCUUCUUAGAACCAAAGCUGGCAUCUAUAAACCAUGAGAAUAAGUGGCGCUCCUCUUGAUCUGCGAUUUAAAUAAUUAAAUGAUCAAAGAUUAAAAGUCUUUCAAUCAUCUCUUCAAUUAAUCGUUGAGGUACUAAAGUGAAAGUAGUUCUGCAGGAGAAGAUGCUUUCCAGUCACUCAAAUACUUACAUGAUCUAUAAAUGGUUCAUUGAUUCAAUCACACGCUGUAAACGGUGACACCUGCUGGUCAAACGUUAGCACUUCACUUAAACAGAUGAAACAGAUCUGUUUCAUGGACCAAAAGCUUUUUAAGAUGUUAUUGAGGAUUGCUUUUUAAGGUUGAUUUUCUGAUAGGGGGUUGUUUUAUAUUUUCAAACAUGAUGCCUUCAGGUUCCAAUGAUCCUGGUUGGAAAUAAGUGUGACCUGGAGGUAGAGCGUGUUGUGGCCAAAGAUUCAGGUAUUGGCCUCGCCCGCCAGUGGAACUCCUGCGCCUUUCUGGAGACCUCGGCUAAGAGCAAGAUCAACGUCAAUGAGGUAAAGACAUACACAUCCACUCACAGAAGGGGUUUGUCAUGAUAGGUCAUUUAAAACACAAAAAGCUAAAUGAUGUUAAUACUAGUUACAACACUACAGCAACAAAAUACCAACUCCUGGGUGACCAAAUUUAGUUAAUUUCCUUUGUUUUGAAAUACCAUACUGCAAACAAGGUGGUGGUGUUUGCAGGGAUUGCUCUUUCUCUCAGUAUUCUGUGAUUUUCUGUAUUUGGAUAAUUUAUUUAUUUCAGUCACUUCGGUAAUGUGCAGGUGCAGCUUGAUUAGAUUACUAUUCUCGUCCCAGUUUACAAGCAGCGGCAAACUGGUGAUUGGUGGAAACAUGACCAACUCAGGUCAUAUCCAGUGGCAGACAGUGAUAGCACAAGCCUGGGGCACAUCUCAAAAGUCUCCAAAAUUACCCCCUAAUUCCUUUUCUAUCCUAUUUCCUUGACCCCUAGUUGAAAACAUCACAGGGUUCAGUUCGGAAAAGACAGUUUGAAGAACUGAGGAAACAUCUGUCAGGUUUCAUGUCUCUUAAUAUGAACCUCUUGUAACUGUCUUUUUCACAUGAAUCAUAAGUUUGAUUGAACGAAAAUAUUUUCAGUUCAGUUAUAAGGCUUAGUUUUCAUUUCAUUAUCAUCUCUAUGCCCCUACGUAACUCACCAAUCACUACUUUUUCUCACAACAGCUUUAGGUAAUUUAAAAUGACCAGAGAUCAAUUUUUUAUUCAAGUUUUGGGACUUCUCUACAUCACAUAACCCAAAAAUCAGGCGAUUGUAUUAUUUUACAACACCCUUGGAGGUUUUAAAGAACGUGACAAUCUUAAAGAAUGUCCAUUUUGUUUACAUAUAGAUUAUAUGUCUUUAAGAGAUUUUCUGUGUUUGAAAAAUGUAUUUCCCCGAAGAGUUGAGGUCCACUGUAGAUAGAUACUCAUGAUUUGUGUGUGUGUGUCUGCGCAGAUCUUCUAUGACCUUGUGCGACAGAUCAACAGGAAGAGUCCAGUUCCAGGAAAAACUCGCAAAAAGUCCACUUGUCAGCUUCUCUAAUGACAGGUACAUCUAAAAUAUACACUUACAUUUUUGGACAAACUCAUGAUAAUGUGCAAAGCUACAUUCCAUAGGUACACAAGUAGAUUUAAUUGCUUCCGAGUCCAAAAACUACAGUUCCCAUAAUGCUCUAUUUGUGAAGAGGAAUGGCUUCUUACUUUUCUAACUGUAUUUUUCUCUUUCCUCAGUUUUCUCCUCACCUGACCAACAAACAACCAAUCACACCACAUCUUCCAGCUGGCCACGCCCCUUUAACACAACCAUGUCAUCAUUAACAUUAGCCACCUCUGACCUCUGUUCUUGUGACGACCAUAACUCCCCAUUACCCUUCACCACACUGUCUGAUGGAGACGGUUGCCUUGGAAACAUUUAAACCAAACAAACAUCAAAAAGACUGCAGUGGUGGUGGUGAUGAUGAUGAUGAUGAUGAUAAUGAUGAAGAUGAUGAUUCUGCUGUGGCAGGAAUGGGGGCUGUUCAAACAACUGCCCAGUUCUAAACUACAGUUCCCAUAAUGCUCUCUGUUAGGCAAUUUUACACAGGGGGAGUGGCUUCUUGCUUUUUUUAUUUUAAAUGUUUCUUUCCUGUCUUUUCUCUUUUUUCCUUCUUGUUUUUUCAGCUGUCCCGAGCGACUCACACGCAGUUUGCCCUCUUUCCUAUCAGUCAUGUUGUUACCAUGGUUACUCUGGUGGUGUCACCGCUAGCAUGGCUGACUCUGCGUGUGUGCAGCUCUGGUAGAACCUGUGGAUUGAAACAGUGAUUCUUAUUACAGUGGUUAUUGUUAUGAUUCUGUGUGAAAAGAUAUAAAAGUCAUUUAUUGUUUUUUAAGUUUUGGGGGGGUGGGGGGAACAAGGGAGCAGCAGGGUUAGGAGUCAGCUCAGCGUGCUCGUAGCUACAAGCUAACUUAAGCUGCCUGUUUUUGCAGCUACUGAAGGCAAUUGGCAGAGAAUGCUAACCAUUUUUUGGGCCUGUUAAGAAAAUUCCUAAAGAUUAGCUUGUUACGUACAAAUAUCACAUCACUUUGUGAUUUGUCGUUAGCCUAGCAUCUGGCUGUUCCUAGCAUUAUAAAACCAAAAAAGUUGGGAUGCUUCACAAAACAUUAAUUAAAAUAGAAUUCAUUGUUUGUUUACCAUUUAAAUGCUAAAUUUUGUUGAAAAUAGCGCUAAGAUGACAUAUCAGAUGUUGAGAGAGUGAAGUUAAGUUGUUUCAUGAAAAAUUUUUAGAUGCGAGCAACAGGCUCCAAAAAAGUUUGGAUGGACAACAUUUUGACAACAAUAACUCUGAAAAAGUUCUGAAAUACUGUAAUACAAGAAUCAUUAGUAUCAUGACUGAGUUUAAAAAGGAUAUUUAGAGAGGCUUAGUCUUACAGACUGAAAGCUAGAAAGAUUUGUCACUUUGUGAGAGACUGUGUGAGCAACUCAUCCCACAAUUUUGGAAUAAUGUUCAAAAAAUUAAAAAAAAAAACAAAAAAAAAAUUUUUUCAUUCCGAUUCAUUGAAUCUCAAUACAUCUCUACAAAAGAGACAAACCAGUUCUGGAUAGCCCUCAGUGGAAAACAGACAUGACUUCGUAGUGGAAGUUGCUGCAUGGGUUUGCCAAAUCACAGUCUGCCCAUAUUACAACAGCACGGCUCUGUAGUUCAAGAGCCCAGGUAUCCCAGCUUGUGAAUCACAUAAAGUACAUGUGGCUCAAACAGAGUAGCUGAUAUCACAGUAGCAUGGUGAGCUGACUCUCAAUCUGCUGCUCAGGGCGGACAUGUUGCCUUCAGACAGCAGACUCACACUGGUCAGUACCCUCUGUAUGUGUGCGUAUGUAUGUGUUAUGAGUGUGUUUUUGAGCGUGUUUUUGAGUAAGUGAGUUGCUUAAAGAGUAUGAACCAGGCCAGUUUAUGUGAUGAUCAUUUUAGCCUGGGUUGGGUGGGUCUGGAGGGGGUUUACAUUCUACUUAACGAGCAGAGCAGCCAGCAGGUGUUGCUUCUGUAUUAUUAACCACAUAUUAUUAGAAUAUUGAUGUAAUUAACACAACACACCAUGAAAUGUGGGUCAAUGUUCCCUGUAUGUGACACACAUAAAACCAACUAUCUAGGAAAGAGGACAAAACGGCCCAAUGUCCUUUGUGUCCUAGGAGAAUUUCAUGCUAACACUUUAGCAUACACUGGGUCGAGUGUUUGCAGCUGAAAGCUAACAUGUUAAAGUGUAAGCAUGCUAAUAUGUGGAUGUUUUUCUCAAAAAGAUAAACUGAAAUUCAAGCCUUUUUAAACAGUAGCAUGACUGAGGUUAAGACUGACCUGUGGAGACCGGGUUUUGAUUGUAAGCCCUGCCUGUUUUUAUUUGGGGGCGUGGCCUGUAAAGCUGCAGCCACACAAAGCCUCUGAAUAUCUGUCUUCUGGUUGAAAUAUGAGAGUUGGUAUGUUGGACCAGUGACCUCUGUGAGUACUGCUGUGCACAGUGUUGUACUAUCAGGAGUACUGCAGUACAAGGUGGUACUGCUGUCAGUAUUCUGGUUCUCCUUUAGUACCUUCAGUCAUGUAGCAUGUUGAUGUUUCUGUCAGUUCUCAGUCUGACCUCCAGGAGGUGCUGUGACAGUUUGCAUGCCAAUCAGAAGCUUAAAGAGUGGAGGUCUGAUUGCCGCCGCUUCGGGAUGUUCCUGUUAGCAUUUCAGCAUUGCAACUAUUAACAUGCGAGCAAACAGGAUAGCUUAUGCUAUGAUGAUACCCAGAUGAUUUGCAUUGAGCAUUUUCCUGAAUAGGCUUCCAAGAAAGCCCUACUGCCCCCCUGAGGUCAAAAAACUACUUUUGUUAUGGAUAUUAUUUUUCACCACAAAGGGCAGCACUGAGCCGAUUUAUCUCUUGAAAACAAUAAACUCCCACAAAAUUGAGUCUAAUGCUACAUUAAAAAAAAAAAGCUUCCCACCAGUAUUUUUUAAAUUUAUGGGAGAAAAGACGCUUAAGUAUUUUAAGAAAAAAAAAACAGUGAGUAUCGUAGAGGAUAUUAAGAAUAGAUGUAUUUUCAAUGAUGGCGCCCACUGGAGUCUAUAGAGCCCAAAGAUGGUAGUGGCCAUAAUGGAUAUACUGACUCCAUCUAAUUUUUUGGCUUAUCUAGACUCUAACUUGCAAAGAUGUGCUAAUGCUAAAUUUCUUACCACAGUGCAAGUCAAAUAAGCCACACCCCUGAUCAACUGCAAUCUAACUAGCCUCUUAGCCUUUAUAUAAUUGAAAUUGACCAUGUACCGAAAAAUUAGUUAAAGCCAUCCAAACUUUUGAACCAGGUUGUAAAUGUCUUAAAUCCAGUUGUGAGAAUGGGUGUUUUAACAUGGGGCCUUUCAUGUUUGAACUCACUCUGGAGUCCGCCUCUAGUGGCCACUCAAGGAACUGCAGUUUUUUUAAAACCUUCUCCACCAAAAAACAGCGUUUAACCUCUUUAUAGACUCUCACUAUGUUUUUUCUCUUGCACACAGUGUUCAUUUUGGGGGAAGGGCUCUAAAUUUUCUCUAAUAAAAUAUCCAUGAUUUGUGCAGAAAUGGUAAAACGGAAAAUAUCCUCUCACUUUUUCCAGCUUUUUAAGUAUCUUUUAACCAUUUUUGAGUGUUAACACAUUUAUGAAAAAAUCCUCAAGUAUUAUCAGGUUUUCCAAAUUGAGAAGCCUAUUUUGCUUUAUGGUCGAUGGUAGCACCUGGGCACCUGGAGCUCUCAUCACCUUUAAAAUUGAAAGCCCUGUCACGGCUGCAGUCAGACCUUUCUGGCAUCCAAAGUAACAGAGGCUGUGGUGUUAGUUAUCAUUACAGAACAGUGAACUGCACAGACCAAAAGCCAUGAUCUUGGAGCUUUACCAAGAAUCUGAAGGUCUAAAUUUGCUUUUAAAAAAGCAUCAAAAAUUGUGGUUUCUAAAGCUGUCAGACAAUCAGACAAGCACUUUGUUUGAAGCUUGACGUUUACAGUAAAUUGUGGUAAAAAAAACAAACAAACAUAUUUUUCAUUUUUGAUAGAAAUUAGCUAGCAGUUUGCAUCUGCUUCCAGUGUUUGUGCUAAGCUAGGCUUAAACAUGCUGGACCUACUUAAUGUUCUGAAGUGAUGGCUGCCACCACAGCUGAAUGCAAACUAAAAUAACUCAGCCACAAAGAGAAAACAUUAUAUUUGCAUUACUGAAACAAACCUGCUUUUUUUCUCUGUAUGGCAUGAUGACCAGUGAAAUGUAAAAGAAACCAGUUCAGACAGCAAAGUAUCAAGUUUAAAAAUUGGUUUUCACUUUGCUGUAUUAUCACAAUUCAGCAGGGACAAGGUUUUAAACUGGUAUUAAAUAAGUCUGAACUGGCUUUUUCCUGAACAGAAACCCACAGCAGCAGAGGGAGGUGAGAAAAGGGGGAGGGUAAGGGGUGGGAGGGGGGUGAAGCCAAAUGUAAAGUAAAAACUAAAAAGCCUUAAAUGAAUAAAAGUGGUGCAAUUUUGUAACAGCAA